Molecule: messenger RNA, 4521 nt
Organism: Fusarium oxysporum Fo47
Lineage: Eukaryota; Fungi; Ascomycota; Sordariomycetes; Hypocreales; Nectriaceae
Product: ras guanine nucleotide exchange factor domain-containing protein
Exons: 8
Biological process (GO): positive regulation of GTPase activity; Ras protein signal transduction
Cellular component (GO): plasma membrane
Molecular function (GO): guanyl-nucleotide exchange factor activity
Source: RefSeq, a predicted model, not a curated record
CUACCACUCAGCCUAGUCGCUGAAGUUGCGACAAUGCAACCCAAUCACGUUGAUUCACAGAAUGCUCACCCAACUUCAGGCAUUGCCGCUUCAGGCCCGGCGUCCAUAGACCCCGACAUCGAAAGCGACUCCGAUCCUUUAGCCCCGGCCAACGGCCAUCGAGAUUCAGUCGGUUCAAUUAUUGACGACCCCUUCUUCCAGACCUACGACCCGGCCGUUCAAGCUGCUGCAGUUUCCGAGGACGAGGACCAAUCUGAUGGAAGUUCGGUCUACCAAUCGCUAGAAGACGAGGACCACGAGCAUCUUUUUCACGACACAAAGGGGCACAACUUCGGCAAAGCGGCCAAGCAAGCCAAGCGCAAAAGCGGCGGCGGAAAGAAACUGAAGCCCGACAGCGAUGAUAACGAACCAAGCCAAUACUGGCCGCCUCCACGACGAGAAUCUUUGACCGCUACACCCUCUUCGUACUGGUCCCAAGCAUCACCGACUAUGGAAAGUUUCAACAUUGCCGUCAUCGGUUCCACCGGGGUUGGCAAAUCAUCCUUUGUCCAGCGGGUCUUAGGCCUGUCUCGGCCACCUAUCUCGAAUGCUUCCAGCGUCCGCAUGCUGGUUGACAACAACUCUCACGCCGUAACUCUACUCGAGCUGGACCUAGAGUACUUCGAAUUGAACCCUACGCAGCCCAUCCAGUGGCCAAAACAGAUCAAUGGGCAUAUCGUCCCCCGCGUCGAUGCUGCUCUUAUAUUAUAUGAUGUCACCAAUCAUGAAUCCGUGCGUGAACUACCUCAGACUUUGGCGGCUCUCACGAACUCUGGUUUACCCGCUAGUCUGGUGGCUUGCAAAUGUGAAACCCCUGAAGCAGAAUGGCAGGUCAACGCCGAAGCCAUUGCGAAUCAUCAACUCUUUAAAUCUUGUGUUUCAACCUACAAAAUCUCCUCAAAUGACACUGAUGUUGCCAAAACGUGCCUUCACACCAUCUUGAGAGCCGCAAUAGCCCAUCGAAGAGGCGAAUAUUACCGACAGACUCUUGCUAACUAUGGUUUAGAAGAAAAUGGCGAAACGUUCUCGCGCAGGCGAGCGCAGUCUGCUGCCAAUUUGGAAGCUCCUGACGUUGGCACCGGGCGCCCCAUUAGCCAACAUAGCAAACAUAGUCGAGCAAGCUCCGAUUUCUCUUUACUCAAGGGGUUCUCCAAUCCACCAAUUAACGAAAACUACCGGGCGCAGUCGUCUCGUAGCCCUAGGCAAGGCCAUAUAGCCAGCUCGAAUCCCGAGGCAGGAGAAAUGGGCCAAGCGCAAACACUCAAUAACAUGCUGAGGACUCCUGGCAUUCGACUCGAUAGACCCAGUACCGAUUCGUUCUUGGAUGUGGAUGAGUCUGACGCAGAAUCCUAUCGAUACUCCGAUGACAUCCCGAUACUUCAAAGAAAUGACGAUAACACGCUGGAUAAGCAAGCGAAGAUGGCAGGCGUAACGUUCGAUGAGCUAGUUGAUCGACUUCUUGCUCCUCGCUUGACAAGAAUCGACAACAACUUCUCUGAUGUUUUCCUCUGUCUUUAUCGCAAGUUUGCAGCUCCUGGUGAGCUUUUUACUGCCAUUUUAACCCGACUGGAUAAAGUGAGAGACGAUAAGACAGCGCAUUACCUUUCCAAGACAGCCACACAGCUCCGAAUUAUCGAGGUGGUCGCGAAAUGGGUAUCACUUUACCCCGGCGACUUCGCCCGCCCUCAAACUAGACGGAACUUGGAGGAGUUUAUCAGGCAUCUGAGUACAGAACCGAUUUUCUCAAUCGCAGCACAACAUAUGCGACGACACCUCCAAUUCAAUGUCGUGGAAGAUGACGAUACAGGUUGGGCAAACUCGGAUGAGGCUAGCGAUAAGCUCGCAAGUGAGAUCUUGUCAAAGGACAUGAACGAGCUGUCAUCGGGUGUGAGUGUGUUGACGGUGGAGUCGGACAUGGAUGGAAGACCAUCUGGAAGCUCAGAGGUCUCUCUUGCGGACAGAAGCAGCAGUGUCUCGAGCCAGGUGCAUUUUCACACGUUUGAGGACUAUGAAAGAGCUGCAAGCAACCUGGAACCUACGGACAACUUACCUAUGAACAAAUUCCGCUACCAUAUAUUCAUGGACAUCCCCGAUGAUGAUGUUGCGGACGAGCUGACCAGAAUCGAUUGGAUCAUGUUUUCCUCAAUUCGAAUACGAGAUUUCGUUCGACACGUCAGCCUAUCCGCGUCCCAAAAGGAGCGUUGCAAGAGUUUACGGAAUGUGAAUCGAAUGAUCAACCAUUUCAAUCAUGUUGCCAAAUGGGUUGCCAACAUGAUUCUGCUGCGGGACAAAGCCAAGCAUCGAGCGCUAAUAUUAGAGAAGUUCAUGAAUAUUUCACUCAAGCUGCGGCAACUCAACAACUACAAUGGACUGGCAGCCAUUCUAGCAGGUGUGAACGGAACGGCCAUUCAUCGAUUAAAUCAGACGAGAACACUAGUACCAGCAGAAGUCCAAAAGCGGUUUGCGCGGUUGGGCAUAUUGAUGGGAACUCAGAAGAGUCAUUUCGCCUACCGCCUAGCCUGGGAAAAUUCUUCCCUCCCCCGGAUUCCUUUCAUCCCCCUUCAUCGAAGAGACUUGGUGUCAGCAGAGGAGGGAAGCAGAACAUUUGUCGGUACAGAUGGAGAUCGCAUCAAUUGGAAGAAGUUUGAGGUUCUGGGAGAGGUCUUGCUACCAAUCAUGAAGAGCCAGAGUACAUCAUACCCAAAUCUAACCAAGCACGACACUGCAAGAGAACUGAUUCUGGGUUGUCGCAUGCCAACGGAUGAAGAGGACAUUUAUCAGCGAAGUGUGCAAGUUGAAAGUGGCUCAGGGGGUUUCGCUGAGCCGCCUAAGAAGAAGUUCCCAUGGUUUGCAAAGUAUCGACUCCCCUCCUAUUGCCUGGGUAAGCAUGGAAUAACGAUGUCGUGCGCGUUGCGACUCCCCACUAUUCGUGUGAUUUCAAAUCAGGCAAAUGUCGAAUUGUCAGCUUCAGCAUCGAUCAAUAUCGAUGCCCCUGAUGGCGCACGGCAUAUUGCAACGAUCAGAGAUCUCUCCUCGGCAGUGGAAGAUUCUCAUCUUUGGGUUGCUCGGUCCGGUGCUUGUUGCCUUGAGGUUUCUAUUGCAAUUAAUGGGCAUCCGAUCCUUGAGACUUUCCGUCUCAAUGCCAUCGCCGAGGCAGUCAGCAGUUGCGAGGUUUGGGGUCGCCUGGGCGUUCAUCUAGAGCCUAACCUGUCAUGUCCAGUUCAGCUACCUGGACUUCUAUCUUUCUCGCUCCAGCACCCAAAUCUCUCAUCGGCUCUCGUUGCCCCAGUUUCCGCCUGUACCACCGCAUUUCGGAAUCUAAUGUUGUCGAUCGAUGUGCGCAACGUGUCUCAAGAAGAAGAACGGCCUCGAAAGUGUUUAAAGACGAGCAAGCGGCGGAAGAAGAGGGACAAGCCAAAGGAAAGGGUCGAAGGCCGUAUGGAGAGCAAUCUGCUAGACACUCUGGAGCUGAUCGACCAACAAGCUAUUGACAGCUUCAUGUCCAGUCUCAACUCCCCAUGCGAGAAAGGGAGCGGGAAUGCAUCGCAGACUCUCCCCAGGGAGGAUACCAUUACGGACAUUAAAGUAUUGAAAGACCUGCAGUCAUCGUCCUUAAUCGAAAUUCUCUUUGAGCAGUUGAUGCUGGCGCCAGAGAGAACGUAUAGGGGCUACCAAGUCUGGGGCUGUGGACUCAGUUACUGCCUCACCAAGCUUGCGCCGGGAGUAUUUCAUAUGCCUUAUCUCAAGAGCAUAUCGGACCGCGCCGAACUACUACCCAUCAUUGCCACAUCCUUAGCAAGUAUGCAGCAUGCCGAAUCCCCGGUGCUCAGACAGCAAGUGACUGAUCUAGCAUCAGGCUACGAGGCUUAUUCUCACCCGCAUAUUGCAAAAAAAGGCUCUGUGGACAUACUGGAGAGAAAGGCCUGGGAGGUGCUUCUUCUACAUGUCAAUAUGCCUCCAUCAACAAAUAGGAGAACGCCAAAAAGAAUCAUGUUCCCGACCCGAAAUUCUCGCAUUUCGGGCCAAGGGUUAGUUGUUCCUGGGAUACAGCAGUCAAUUGGAGCGACGGAUGAAAAGGCGCCAGAAUCAGGCGAAUGCGUGCAUCGACAAAGUCAGAGGACUACAAUGAUGGAUGUAAGCUGGGACAUCAUGGAUGAUCACCUCGAUAUUGCGAAGGAUGAGGAGCAUCACGAAGCAAUAACGGAUUUAAGUCUCCAAGUUGUCGAAACGCAUCAGGAUCUAUGGAGUGAUGCUACAAAUAGCCCAACCUCCAUGUGUUGGCCAGAGCCAUGGCUUGGUGAAACUGGUCGGCUUGGAGCUGGUUUUGACACAAUGGAAUUUAUGAAUGUGAUGCCACCUGGGCAAGCUUGGAUGAGGCAGGAUAUUGACUUCGCAACAAGACAAGAUACAAUAGUCGACCCAGCAAACUUCCCAAGUCUGGACCACUGGCUGAUCUGCGACAAUCAGUGUAACUUAGACUAA